Molecule: messenger RNA, 1359 nt
Organism: Eimeria maxima
Lineage: Eukaryota; Apicomplexa; Conoidasida; Eucoccidiorida; Eimeriidae
Product: WD-repeat membrane protein, putative
Exons: 9
Coding region: 1-1359 (452 amino acids)
Biological process (GO): rRNA processing
Cellular component (GO): small-subunit processome; Pwp2p-containing subcomplex of 90S preribosome
Molecular function (GO): protein binding
Source: RefSeq, a predicted model, not a curated record
AUGAUUACUAAUGGUAGUGAUAAUGCUCUAAUAGAAUGGAUAUUCGAUAGCCCUGAUGGUAUCCCGAGAGAAUUGAAGGCACGAAGAGGAAAUAUAGGAACUAUUACUCAUAUGGAAUUCUAUGGUACGGAUGCAAAACAAUUAUUGGUUGCUACCUCUCAUAACGGUCGAGGGUUUGUUGGAUUUACAUCAUUAAUUCAGCAGCAACAGAAUUGCGUUUUCUCGCAAAAAAACUUUAAAACCCUCGUACAGAAUGGCUCGUUAUCCGUUCGUAAAUUAAAAGGAAUUGUAUCAAUGAGUUGUUCUUCUGUUCGUCAUUUUGAUUGGCCAGCUGUAGUUACAGCUCAUGAACAAACCCCUCAUGUAUUUAUAUGGAGUGCCCAUAAGAAAGCACUAGAGCCGCGUGUACUAGCACCUCCCGGUGUAACUACAUCAGCAGCAGCAGCAGCAGCAGCAGCAGCAACAUCAGUUUGCUGCAGCACAUGCGGCAACUUUGUUGUUGUUGGGUAUGCAGACGGGCGCAUGCACAAGUAUAAUCUCCAAUCGGGGCUGCAUAGGGGGGAAUUCUUCCGCAGCAACACAAGCAGCAGCAGCAGCAGCAGCAGCAGCAAGAAGCAGCAGCAGCAACAGGAAAAAGCGCAUAAAGGACCUAUUUGUGGUAUUAAUAAACCUUUGCUGCAUAAGACACCAAGGAAGCCAAUAGUAUUAGAGAGAGCAGCAGCAGCAGCAGCAGCAGCAGCAGGAGGUGCAGCAGCAGCAUUAGGGGCAUCAUUAGCAGCAGCAGCAGCAGCAGAAGAUGACGAAGAAGGAGGAGGAGAAGAAGGAGAAGAAGAAGAAGAAGGAGAAGAAGGAGAAGAAGAAGAAGCUGCUGCUGCUGCUGCACUACAACAAUAUAAAAGUACUAAUUCCCCUCUUGCUCUUGGGGCCCUCACCCUCUCGGGUGUAUCGGCAGCUCGCAUGCAUGCAAUACUUUAUGUUGAUGAAAUAAAAGAACAAACUGCUCCAUCUAAGGCUCCUGAGCCUUUGCCUGACGCUCCUUUCUUUAUUCCUUCUCGUUAUGAGGAGAAUUCAGCAGCAGCAGCAGCAGCAGCAGCAGCAGGAGCAGCAGAAGCAGCAGCAGAAGGAGGAGGAGCAGCAGGAGGAAAAGAAGGAAUAAAAGAAGAAAAAGAAAUAAAUAAAAAAAAUAAAUAUAAGACACAAUUACAAAAACUUUUAGCAACAAAAGGAAAAAGCGAAGAAAAAUAUAAAACCGUUGCUUUAUCUAUGGGGGAAUUAGGUCCUCUUGUUGAUGGUACAGAGGAAGAAGUAAAUAUUGGAGAUGUUACGUUUCUUUCGUUAUCAUCUUUUAUCAAGAGAUAA